Eurytemora carolleeae is the source of this 1660-nucleotide messenger RNA. RefSeq names its product U3 small nucleolar RNA-associated protein 15 homolog. Gene Ontology annotation, cellular component: nucleolus. The coding region runs from base 18 to 1595 and encodes 525 amino acids. Gene Ontology annotation, molecular function: protein binding. The transcript has 2 exons. Gene Ontology annotation, biological process: rRNA processing; positive regulation of transcription by RNA polymerase I. The record is from RefSeq and is a predicted model, not a curated record. NCBI's taxonomy places the organism in Eukaryota, Metazoa, Arthropoda, Copepoda, Calanoida, Temoridae.
UCUCUUUCAGAUAUAAAAUGUCCAGUUUCAAGAGGACGGAGAUCUUACAGUCGGAAGAUACUCCGGAUCUUGUCUCCGGAGAUGGAACCUGGGGGAGAUGGGAGCAUCCUAUCACGAUCAAGGAGUAUGGAGCAAUCAAUAAUGUCGACAUAUCUCCGACCUCGUCAAAAUACUUUGCUAUUACCAGUUAUUCUAAAGUUCUAAUCUACGACCCUGUGAUAAAAGAUGUUUACAAAACCAUGACAAAAUUUCAAGAUGCCUGUUUCGGAGCUAAAUUUCGUCGAGACGGAAAACUUUUAUGCGUUGGUACAUCUGAGGGACAAUUGAAAAUAUUCGAUGUCGCCACCAAAACCUUGUUAAGAAUACUACGCGGCCACUCAACAGCGACACACAGAUGCGACUUUACUCCUGAUAACACGCACAUUCUCUCGUUCUCCGACGAUAAAACUGUUGGUUUGUGGGAUCUCCCUUCCGAGUCUUUGGUUCAGCAGUUUAGUUCACACACGGACUAUGUGCGGUGUGGGACACCAUUUCAUCUCAACUCUGAUCUAAUCCUCUCCGGAGGGUAUGAUAGUACCAUCAUGUUGUGGGAUAGAAGAGUUGGUGUGGAACCUAUUGUAACCCUAAACCACGGAGCUCCGGUUGAGGAUUUAGUCGUCCUACCCGGAGACGGAAUGAUUGUAUCAGCAGGAGGGAACGAUGUCAAGGUCUGGGAUAUAGCCGGAGGAGGACGAAACCUAGCUCGUAUCAGUCCUCAUCAUAAAACCAUCACGUGCCUCUGUGUUGAAAGCAGUGGAAGUGUUAUAAGUGGAUCUCUAGACAGACAAGCUAAGAGGUUGGAUAUGCAGAACUUCCAGGUUACCGGGAGCUUAUCCUUCCCCAGUAGUCUGCUCAGUGUUGGUGUUGAUAUCGACAACAAGUAUGUUGUCGGAGGAAUGGUGGACGGUCUGGUUCAAAUAUUUGAGAAGAAGGAUGACAAGUAUAUUAAUGGAGUUAAAAUAGAUUCUAGAAGAGUUAGGAAGGAGAAAAGUCAUAGGUAUCUUCAAUACACGCAGUUCACCCCCGCUCCCGGAGACAUUAUGGUGGAUACAUCCUUGAAGGAUAUUGAGCUCAAGCAUGAUACACUGCUGAGAAAGUAUGAAUACAGUAAAGCUUUGGAUCAAACCAUGAAACCAUUUGUUCAAAGGAAGAAACCUGAAUACGCGCACAGUUUAUUGUAUGAGCUAAUGCGGCGGGAAGGAUUACGAAUUGCUCUGACUGGACGAGAUGAAAGAUCUCUUAUUCUCAUUCUUAAUUAUGUUCUGAAGAACUUGACAAAUCCACGGUUUUCUAAAGUAGUUCGUUAUGUGGCAGAACUAUUAAUAGAUAUCUAUCUACCCGUCUCUGUAAACUCCAGCAAGGUGGAGAAGAUGUUCAAUGACCUGCGGAAGAAGUUAGGUCGUGAGACGCGACUAAUUGAAGAGCUUGUCAAGGCUCAGGGUAUGCUGGAUAUAGCUAAAUCUGCUGGAGGGACGGGUCGGGGCAGUUCAAGAGUAGAACGGGAGAUAUUGAUAGAGAAAGCUGACUUGAGUAACAAGGAAGAAAUGGUUUAUUAAAGCAACUAUUCAUUCAGUAAAUUUGCAUCCAGGAAGAAACCCAAGAUAUCAUCGUUUCAGAAAAA